Molecule: messenger RNA, 1680 nt
Organism: Glarea lozoyensis ATCC 20868
Lineage: Eukaryota; Fungi; Ascomycota; Leotiomycetes; Helotiales; Helotiaceae
Product: ENTH/VHS
Exons: 5
Coding region: 1-1680 (559 amino acids)
Biological process (GO): termination of RNA polymerase II transcription
Cellular component (GO): cytoplasm; mRNA cleavage factor complex
Molecular function (GO): phosphatidylinositol binding; RNA polymerase II complex binding; mRNA binding
Source: RefSeq, a predicted model, not a curated record
AUGAAUUCUGAAAUCUCUGACGGUGUCGCCGAGGAUUUCCGGCAGGCUCUUCUCGAUCUUACCAUGAAUUCGAGAUAUGAAAUCAGCAAUCUAACAGUCAUCGCAAGGGAGAAUACAGAACACGCGUACGCCAUUUCGGAAGCUCUCAAGCUUCAUAUUAAACAGACCUCUCCUCAGAAGAAACUUCCAGCCUUCUAUGUCCUCGACUCGGUGGUGAAAAAUGUCGGAACACCCUACACCAUUUUCUUAUCCCGUGGACUUUACUCUACCUUUAUGGAGGCAUACGCCCUUGUGGAUACAAACGUUCGACGGAAGAUGGACGAGAUGUUGAAGACAUGGAAAGAGCCAGUCCCCGGUGCUCUCGACACUAGACCAGUCUUUCCUCGUGAUGUGACAGGACCCAUUGAGAAUGCUUUAAUCAAAGCCAGGACAUCUGCUGUCCAGGCUCAUAAUGAAUAUCUUCGAAGCCAGCAACAGAAUCGGCCGCGCUCAGCAGUGCCAAACAUCCCGCCUCAUCGAGACACCCCGACACCUCCCGCUACAUACAGGCAAGCUGCCCCACCUACCACACAGAAUCCGCCAAAUACAUAUCAAAGCUCCCAAAACAGUUAUCGACAGCCGUCUCAGCCAUCUAUGCCUACUCCCCCAACUUCAUUUCGGCCACCUCCACCAGCAGUCUCGACACCGCCAGUAAAUUAUGCCUUGGCUGCCCAUCAGCCAAACAGCUAUGGCGGGACUGCUCAACCACCUGUUCCAACUCAUUAUGGAUUGCCAGUCCAGCCGCCUCCAUCUAACAGCUCAAAUUCAGCUCCACCACAGCUUCCGCCGUCUAUGCUGAUGGAGCUGCUUCGUGCAUCAGGAAGAUUACCUCAAAUGCCUAUGCCUCCAGCUCCGCCAGUAAACAUUCCCACCCCUCCAUUAAACUCGGCUUCAGGAUUCCCGCCACCCUUUGGAGCCGUGCCUCCCCCCUAUAUUAAGCCUCCUCCAGUUGUAAACACGCCUCCCUUUGUUGGCGCCACACCUGUCGCAAGAGUACCUCUAGCGGAGUUGCCGAACGAUGUUGUGUUCUCAGAUCCCCACUCUCUAAAAUUACCGCGACCGCAUCUCAUAUCGCGUCUCUACGAAAAGCUUGGGACUGCUUGCACUCAAUGCGGUCGCCGCUUCCCGACUGACGAAGCAGGUAAGAAGAAGAAGGCUGAUCACAUGGAUUGGCACUUCAAAGUACAUUCUCGCAUGAGGGACGCAGAGAGAACUGGGCAACACCGCAGCUUAUAUGUGGACGAAUUUGAUUGGAUUAAAUCUCGUGAAGUAGAAGGAGACGAGGUUGCUGCGAAGGCAAAUGGUAUAAAUGGUGCUGGCGCCGCUAGCUCUAGCUUAGAUAGCAAACCAGAGCUGCAAUUCCUCCCUGUGCCUGACGAUCCAGUAUUGGCUAGUAGCCAUUGUCCUAUUUGUCAAGAAAAAUUUGAGACUAAAUGGGAUUAUAACGUGGAUGAAUUCGUUUGGACAGACGCGCGGAAGGUUGGCGAGCGGAUUUUUCAUGCCAGUUGUUAUGCGGAAGCAGCUAAGGACUUGAAUUCCCUAUUGAAGAGGAAUACACCAGAGCCAGUUCUUGGGAAAAGAAAAGCCGAGGAGGAUCACAUUGCUUUGAGAUCUAAGAUCAAGACAGAGCCGACUUAUUGA